GUGUGAGUGUUUGUGUGUGUGUGUGUGCAUAUAUAUAUGUGUGUGUGUGUGUGUGUGUGUGUGUGUGUGUGUGUGUGUGUGUGUUAUGAAUACAAAUGAAAGUUAUCUAGGCUUUUUGUCACGUCUUUAUUAGAGAUACACUUCCAUUUCCAUGUUAUAAAAUGUAAUGUCAUUUGAUUAUAGUGCUGCUUCACUUCAAGCUAUAGUGCUUUCUGUUGUGCUUGAUGGUCAUGAGGACUGUGUCUUUACAGUAAUAGAGUAUAAGUCUUAGACUCCACAUUGACCACAUUAACCAUUAACUGUCAUGCGAGUAAUAACAUACCGUAGUCUGAGUAACUUUUAACGUCUAUAACUCAUAGCAAAAUGUUAUAAGGUGAUGAGGAGCUCGGUGUAGAAGAGCGACUUGCUUGGACGAUUGAAAGGACGCAAUAUCUCACUGUUAAUCUGCGCUCAUAUCCAUAAUAUAUUCUGAAAUAUUCUGAAAUCGCAGUGUUUUAAGCUCUACAGCUUUACUGAACACUUUUAAAAGGAGCAGGAUAUUGUGUAUAGCUUUACAUUUUCACUCCUCACUCAUAAUAUUGGCUCUAGUUAUUACGUUAUUAAGUGUUUGAAAUAUAAACGACUAGAAGAGGCGGGCCGGGAUUCUGUAGGGCAUAUGAUAUAAUUGCUCUGAUUUUUUUUUAACCAUUUCACCAUUUGUUAUAUAAAUAUAAAGGCAUAUUAAAGCGGCAGUCAGUGUUUCUACACAUGGUAAGGUUAAUGCAGAGAUGAAAUCCAUGUUGAAUGUGGUUGUGAGCUGAAUAUAAAUUCCAAAUUUGGUUGAUGUUUUCAGCUUCUUUUUAUCAUUUUUGCACACAGAUUAGAGCUAAAAACCGUCCGGUAGUAUUUUCAGUCUAACGUCCAGUUUUAUCAGUUAAAUACAUGCUUGUUUUUUUUUUCUUUCCAAAUUAAAAGACAUUUUUAAGCUUAGAGAAUUCAUAUCAGGCUACAGGAUGAACACACAUGUCACGCUUCACGUAUUUUUCACAUGCACCCGAAGCAGGUGUGUUUAUAUUUCAAUCUAUGACUCAUGAUACACAUGAUUAAUGUUUCACACAUUCCCACAAUGCCGCACAUGCUUACUUGGGUUCUCGUAUGCCAUUUCACAGGCAAAACCUGCUAUUAUAAGACACAUUUGCUUGUCUUUUUUUUUUAUUUUAAUUUUUUUUUUAAACAUGUGAUGGCUCCACCAGAUGUCAGUAUUUUUGUAACAUGGCUCUCACAAGAGAACCAGAGCUUUGCAAAGUCAUGCUGUACAGUACUGGUGACAUCUUAAACUUAUGGAAAUCAUAUGACAGCAUACUGUAGUUCGGAAGUUUACGGAUGACAAAUUGUCCGUGAUUUUAUCGUUGCUUUAUAAAUUUGGUCGUCAAUCACAUUCGGUUGUAAAAAGAAAGAAUUACGAUUCGAUUUCUUUUCAGUUUUCAGGUUUCUUUUGCUUGUCAGGUUUAAACUUGGUCAAAAGUAUUACCAGUGUGUUGCUUGCUGAAGUAGUCUCAGAUGUGGACAUAUAGCAAGAAAUAGUGACAGAGUGCAAACCAAAAAUAUCUGGACGUGUCAGUCUGUUUAAAAUGAGGCCACAAAUAUGUCAGUGAAUGAAGUAAAACAAAGCUACAUUUCAUCCAUACUGGAUUUAAACUGGUCUAAAGAGACCUUAAACGUGCUUACUAACAGGAUAAAUGGGGCACAUAUCAAAAAUGAAAUGAUACAGUUCAAUAUUUCUGACAAUAUAAAAAAAAGAGCAUUAAUAAUGUUUUAAAUGUGUCUAUAGUAGUAAUGUGCUCUUAUUACUACUGGAUUGAUAAAUCAUUACUGUUUAUCAGGCUAAACAUUCACUAUAGGAAGAUGAACACAUUUCAGAUGAGUUUCCACAAAAUGAAUGUUGAAACAUAUCUUCUGACAGGUCAUGGAUGUGUAGUUGAACCUGUGUAUUUUUUUUGUUUUUUGUUUCAUAAAUAGGUUUAAGGAUAUGAUUGACUCGAACAGCACUACUGGACAAUCAACUGUGAAAGAAAGAAAGCACAACUUUAUUCAUCACACACUUGUGAAAUUCCUCUUUGCAUUUAACCCGUCUGAAGCAGUGAACACACACGAGAGUAUGCAAGCUGAGUGAGUAGGUGGGUAUGGAUGGUAAGGGCCCGUAUCGGAUCUACGACCCCGGCGGGAGCGAGGCUCAGUCCAAAGAAGAGACCAGCAGCUACAGACAGCUCCUGGAGGAGAACACGGUGCUGAGAGAGCGCAUGAAGGGCCUCAAGAGCCUCGGAGACCUGCUGGAGGAGUCUCAGUCAGAGGCGCUGAAGCUCCGCAAGCGAGUGGAGGAACUGGUGAGGGACAACGAGGCGCUGAAGUCCUCCACGUCCAGCUUCGCCAGCGCCUGUAUCGGCACUCCGGUUCACACCGACACCCCAGGUCAUGGGAAGCUCCUGAGUCAUCAGGCAUCUGUGAGAUCAGAUCCCCGCGAGUGCCUGACCACGAAAACCAUCCAAACAGAAGCCACUGAGAGCUCGUCACACUUUGAGCUGGUGAACACGGAGGACAAGACCAUGGCGGAGACUCAAACGGAGAACACCGAGCUGGCCAGUCAGCUGCAGAGGCUCGAGAGCUCGUUCAGUGUGUUUGCGCAGGAGUCCAACCCCAACCAGCUCCUGGCUCACCUGGGCCGCAUGGCCGUCGAGUUCCACACCCUGUCCUCAAAAGUGCAGAAGAACGAGCAGAGAACCUCACUGCUGCAGACGCUUUGUGAGCAGCUGAGGCAGGAGAACAACGAGCUGCGGAAAAAAAUGGAGGAGGACCUUCAGUAUCGAAAUCGCGACCUGGAACAGCUGAGGCAGGAGAACCUGAAGCUGCGGGAGCAGGUGAACGGACGGGCCAAGGCGACACCGAGCGAGUCAGCUGAGGCCAAAGACGAGGCGGCUAAAGAGGAAGCAGCGAAAGUCAAGCUGGAGGCAGCCAUGACUCAGCAGUCCAGUAAAGCCGCAGAGAAAACUCCAUCCAAGACCCUGGACCCGGAAGUGUAUGAGAAGAAGAUCAGGCUUCUGGAGAAACAGCGGAGAGACGUUCUGGAGGUGAACAAACAGUGGGACAUUCAGUGGAACUCGAUGAAAGCACAGUACGAGCAGAAGAUCACAGACCUGCGGCAGCGGCUGGCCGACUCCCAGAAAGCCGUCCAGGAGCUGGAGGCAGAGCGAGAGCAGAGGCAGAGAGAUUACGACAAGAAGCUGCUCCUGGCCAAAUCCAAGAUCGACAACGUGCAGGGUGAAAAAGAGUGUUUGACGACGGAGACGUGUGAGCUGAAGCAGAAGGUGCGCUACCUUCAGGAUCAGCUGGUUCCGCUGACGAAGCAGAGGGAGUACCAGGAGAAGGAGAUCCAGCGUCUCAACAGGGCACUGGAGGAAGCGCUGAACCUGCACUCUCCAACCUCCCAGGCGGGAAUGAAUCUCGGUGAGGGAGUCCUGAACCUGCGCCAGCAAGAGCUCCACACUCAGAUCGCUGUCCUCAAAGAGCAGGUGAAGAUCUUUGAAGAGGACUUCCAAAAGGAGCGCAGGGACCGAGAGCGCAUGAACGAGGAGAAGGAGGACCUGAGACGGCAGGUGGAAAGGUUACAGGGUCAGAUGACCAACCUGACCAAUCAGCUUCAUCAGGCGCAAAAUGAGUGCCAGAGAGAGCGGGCGGAGAGGUGUAAACUGGAGCGACUGCAGAUGCAACACAAUAAACAGGUUUUGGAGGGGCAGCCAGAGAGAAGGACGUCUGACCCCACGUCGGGCUCAGCGAACGGCCCGCUGAGUCCACCGUACUGUGGCCCGUUCGUGCAGGUGGGCCACCAGCUCGAGGGCUGGCCCAUCCACUUCCCACCCAGAAUGCCCACCCUGAGCGCUGCUCCCGGGCGAGACUUCCAGCCUGUUAAUCCGGGUUUCCCCUGGCAGACAUCAUUUCCACAGCCACGAGGCUCCAGAGUACAGACAGACACAGCGAGAGCACCACCGGAAAGUGCAGAAGCAGGAGCAGCAGGUUUCGGGAAGCGGGAGCGUCAGAACGUGGACUCUGGAAAGCACUGAACGCUUCUCCCUCCCUCUCAGCGGCACGUGGCUCAGUAGCAUGAUGCAGUUUCUCUUUCAGUUGGCAUGGUGUGAACUAUCCUUUAUUUCUCCUUCCCUAAUGUAUGUGUGUGUGUGUGUGUGUGUGUGUGUAUAUAUAUAAAUAUAUCUCCGAUAAAAUUUUGUUUAUAUGCUUAAGUUUUAUAAGCCUAUAUGUGAAACACUGUUCUGGAGUAUAUACAUUUAUUAUUAUUAUUAUUAUUAUUAUUAUUAUUAUUAUUAAUUUAGCUUUUUACUAUUGUCAUGGUUGAGACUCUGCGUUAUACAGUAAUCGUGUCAGUUAUUUAAUGAACAUCAUGAGGACCAGAAGUGAAAAUCCUGUUGAAUUGUUUUGAAGCAUCCUGCUUUUGAUUAGCAGAUUGUUUUUUUUUUUUUACCCUCUUCCCCCGGUACGGCUUUACGGUAACAUUCCUUUAAUCGAUUGUAUUUACUUCAUAAAAAUAAAAUCGCAGUCAUCAGCUCAGUUCAUUCAUGUUAAUUUCUCCAAUGAGGCGCAAUAAAUUUGCAUACAUUAGCAUAAAUCGCCUCAAAACACCAAGGUUUAUUGUUUAGCUCGUGUUCAGGCGGCACAUUACUGACCUGGGCUGGGUUUCCCGAAAACUUCUUAACGCUAAGAGCAUCUUAACUAGGAGAGAGAGUGUUCAGUGUGAUGCUCGCUCUCCCAUUUAACGAUGAUCUUUGUGCUACGAUGCUUUUGGGAAAGCCAGCCCUCUUCAUUAGGUGUUAAUGCUCAAGUUCAGUUCAUAACGAACGAAUGAAGUGAACAGUGUUAGUUAGAGGAGCUUUAACGUAAAGCACGACCGCUAUUUAUUUACUGAAAGCAAGAGUGUGAAGUGUUUUUGUUGCGUGUGUGUGUUUUUUUUUUUUUUCUUUCUUUUUGGAAAAUCUCUCUUGAAUUUAAAGAUUGUUUCAUUUCUUUGGGGUAAAGUAAAAACCCCACCCUCUAGGCUGAUGAUGUCAAGGUUGAAAGUGUAACUCAUUCAGUAAGUUUAGAAAAUGUGUCUCGGAAAAUUUUGCACCACAGCAGAGUGCAUUUCUAUUUAUUCACAUGACACCCUUUUUUUUUUUAAAUUAUCGUUUAUAUCCAAAAAAAAAAGACAUCCAUUAUGUGUAAUAUGUUCAUUGAAAUUAGCGAAAUUACUGGAACGCUUACACAUUCUGAGAUCUUACAAUACAGUCCUGCUUUAAUGUUUAAUACUCUUUUUAUUUUAGUUUUUUUUUCUCGUUAAUGGUUCCUGAAUGUAUAUCCGUGACUACGGAUCAUUCAAGAUGGCAGAUAAAAAUUCAUUUCUGAUCUUUUUUUUUUUUUCUCCCCACCCCAGGAAUGAUGGUGGUGUGUGGUUCAUUGUCUUUGUAUCGUCGUCAUUUGUGUAUUUCUUAUAUAUCCCGGGUAGGUGAUGUGACCGGCGUUGUGCCGGCUGCUGUGCUGACACAAAGUGGGCCAAAAAAAAUGUAUACAGAGCUGUGCAAAAGUCUUGGUCACAUUAUAAAGAAAUGCUGUAGGCCAAAAACAGCUUAAAAAUAAUGAAAUGAAGUGUUUCAACAUUAAAUUAAAAAAAAUAUAUAUACUAUAAACCAUAAUCAGUAAGCCAUACUGAAUGAAAGAAGUCAGUAUUUGGUGUGAGACGAAAUUCCCUUUGCUUUAAAAAAAAAAAAAAAGUUUCAGGUCCAGUGAGUGCAGUUUUAUGCGGAAAUGAGCUGUAGGUUUUACUGAGCAUCUUCCAGAACCAGCCACAGUUCUUCUGGACACUUUGUCUCACACACUUCUUCAUUUUGCACUAAAACUCAGUAGCCUUCAUUGUUUUUAUUUUUGAAUCUGAAAAGUGGGCUCUUAAAAGUGGUAAUAUGCUGCUUAGAUUUUCCUGUUUGGGAAUAAAAAUGUUUGGAACUCUAAAAUGUUUUUGCCAUGUUUUGACUCUAAUGUCGAAGUCAUAAAAUAGAAAUUGAUAGUUUGUAUGAAAAGAGAGUUUUCUGGGGGGGCUAAGACUUUUGCACAGUACUGUGUGUGUAUAUGUAUAUAUGUAUGUGUAUAAACGAGCUGCUCUUAUUCAGGUAUAAUAUAUAUAUAUAUAUAUAUAUAUAUAUAUAUAUAUAUAUAUAUAUAUAUAUAUAUUAUACCUGAAUAAGAGCAGCUCGUUUAUUUAUUCAUUCGUCCACUCAUCCACAGUCACUGCUUUAUCCUGCCUUCAGGUCCUCUAUGGAAAUUCACGCGGAAGAGUUUGGAAGUCGUAAUCACGACACGAAACGUCGAGUCGAAGAGAGAACUUUUGUAUUACAGAAAGAAACCUCUUCGCAAAAAUGAUCCCGUUCACACCGCGACUUUUUUGUUCUUGACACAGCCACAACUCGGAAAAAAUAAUUCCAGUUACGAGUCGUAAUUACGACUUGCCUUUGUGGUGACGUUCACCUCGUACUUAGAUUUCCGAUAGGACUUGAAGGCAGCGUCAGUGCAGAUUAAAUCAACACAGAUAGAACCUCAUGCCUCAUUGUAAUCUAUUUCUAAGAAUAAUUAAUAUUCUUUUUUUUUUUUUUUUUUUUUUUUUUUUUUAAUAGUAAGGUUCAAAAAUGGAGUUGUGAUUUUCCAGUUGUUCUUUCUGUGGCAUAACUAGUUGAAGGUGUGUACUAGGCUCCAUUUAUAACAAUCUUCCCAAAACGAAUUUGCUAUAAAAACACGACGCAGCGUUUUUGUUAAUGAUAUGUAAAUAUAAUAAUAAGCAGGGUUGGACAUGCCUUUCUAGUGAACGUGUGUUGAGUAGAAACUGCUAAACUGAUUAAAAGUAUGUGGAGCGUGUAGAGGUUGAAAUGUUUUGUGAGCUGAACGGCACUUUCGCCUUUAUUUAAUGUAGUUUUGUGCUCUUUUGGAGUGAGAUUUUUUUUCCUUCUUCUAUUAGGCGAAAGCACAUCUUGUGAAUCUUUUUUGUAUUUGAUAAUCAUAAUAAUAAAUAUAUUCUUAAUGUCC
Messenger RNA from Neoarius graeffei (lesser salmon catfish), 7092 nucleotides. RefSeq names its product TNFAIP3 interacting protein 1 (gene tnip1). The transcript has 19 exons. The record is from RefSeq and is a predicted model, not a curated record. Bases 2163 to 4094 code for a protein of 643 amino acids. NCBI's taxonomy places the organism in Eukaryota, Metazoa, Chordata, Actinopteri, Siluriformes, Ariidae. Gene Ontology annotation, biological process: regulation of transcription by RNA polymerase II; negative regulation of canonical NF-kappaB signal transduction; cellular response to lipopolysaccharide.